This is a messenger RNA of Megalopta genalis, 1679 nucleotides long. Its product is annotated as aminomethyltransferase, mitochondrial. The record is from RefSeq and is a predicted model, not a curated record. Gene Ontology annotation, molecular function: aminomethyltransferase activity; protein binding. NCBI's taxonomy places the organism in Eukaryota, Metazoa, Arthropoda, Insecta, Hymenoptera, Halictidae. Gene Ontology annotation, cellular component: glycine cleavage complex; mitochondrion. Gene Ontology annotation, biological process: glycine catabolic process.
UCACGUUUGCGUCACGAUUUUCGACAGUGAAUGCGAGUCUGUGAACCAUGCCAGCGGGGUCAUCGUAUGAGGGACGGUAUAUUCGAUGAGCACCGGGACACAUCACGAGACAGUGCGCGACGAAACGAUCGCGAGAAAAGACGAUGUUCCGUUUCGGUGCACGCGGGAGAUCGGUUUGCCUGGAGUGCUUUGAGAAAUGUUUGAGGAAUCUGGCCGAGAGUGGCCGAGAAUUCUCCGGACUAGCGAUUAAAGGGGCAACCAGCCCGAAACAGGGCGCCUCGAGAUGUUUGAUCGAUAGUUUCGAGCGAUUGAAUGGUAACGACGUUCGCUGCUCGUCGUCGUCGACGGCAGCGAAACCGGCGCCGGAGCCCAGGAAGACCUGUUUGUACGACCUUCACGUGGAACAUCGAGGUAAAAUAGUCAACUUUUCGGGAUGGCUGCUGCCAGUUCAAUAUCAAGAGGCGAUAGCAGCGUCCCAUCAACACACCAGAACGUUCGCGUCGAUGUUCGACGUGGGCCACAUGAUGCAGACUAAAGUCUCAGGAGCGAGCGCCACUGAUUUUCUCGAAUCUUUGACCACCAGUGAUCUGAAGAAGCUGAAGAAGGGUAGCGCGGUGCUAACAGUGUUCACUAACGACAACGGAGGCAUUUUAGACGACCUGAUCAUCACCAAGGAUGACGAUGACAAGUACUUUGUGGUGUCCAAUGCUGGCAGAAGGGAGGACGACUCGUAUUUACUGUGCCGGAAGCAGGAAGACUUCAAAUCCCAAGGGAAAUCGGUGAAUCUAGAAUUUCUAGAUCCCUUGGAGCAAGGUUUGGUGGCCUUGCAAGGCCCAACAGCAGCGACCGUUCUCCAGCGCUACGUGAACAUCGAUUUGAAAGAGUUUAGAUUCAUGAAUAGCGUAGAAACCGAGAUAUUUGGAAGUCGGGUUAGAGUAUCUCGUUGUGGGUACACAGGGGAAGAUGGAUUCGAGAUAUCCAUGCCAGCGAAGAUCUCGAACAGCGUGGUUCAGAGACUCUUGGAAACGUCUGAUACGAAGCUAGCUGGUCUAGGAGCUAGAGAUACCUUGAGGCUGGAAGCUGGUCUCUGCUUGUACGGUCACGAUAUCGACGAGGAAACUACCCCUGUCGAAGCUGGGCUAACUUGGCUAGUAGCUAAAAGGAGAAGGGCGGAGAUGAACUUCCCCGGUGCCCAAAAUAUAAUAUCACAGAUCAAAUCAGGGCCCAGCAAGAAAAGAAUCGGUCUCAUAUUGGGACAAGGACCACCAGCCAGAGAAGGGGCGGCUAUUUUGACACCGGAAGGUGAACGCGUUGGUAAAGUGACAUCCGGUAGUCCGAGCCCAACCCUUGGGCGACACAUAGCGAUGGGGUAUGUGCCUCCGGAUUUAGCUCAUUCCGGCGGAGGAGUGUUAGUCGAAGUUAGGGGGAAAACAUACAAAGCUACUGUGACAAAGAUGCCUUUUGUCAAGACAAACUAUUACAAUACAGCUAAAUAAUUCAUUUACAUUUGUGUAGCGUGUAGAAAAUUGUUGAGAACGGAGUACAAAAUUCAUUAUAUAUUUUAACAAUACCUAUAAGAAAAAACAGCGCAAUUGUGUUUAUAGUACUUUCAAGAUUUGCUUCAUGACAAUGUAUAAAUUUGUAUAUACAUAAUAUAAAAUAGUAUUUAUGUAUAAUAA